AUGCGCGCGGGCCGCUGGCGUGACGCCCGAACGCUCCUGGAGACGGAGCCGUUUCACCGAGACAACUCCGUCGCGUCGUUGCAAAAGCUCUGCCUCGGCGAAUGCCGCGUCAAGUGCCACGACGACGCCGCGGCACUCGGCGCCUUCCGCGAGUCCCUGGACCUCGCGCCGUCGGCGGCCGCCGAGCUCGGCGCGGCGCGCUGCCUCGCGCGCCUCGGCCGCGACGCCGAGGCCGCCGCGGGGCUGCGCCGCGCGUUGUUCCGACGCGCGCUCCCGGAAGAACAAAUCGCAACAGUCACGCUCGAGGCCGCGGAGAGCGAGUGCCGCGCGGGGCGCCCGCGCGCCGCGGCGGCCUGGCUGCGCCUGAGCCGGCGCCGCGGCGCCGCGACGCCGGAGUCGCGCGCGCUCGAGGGCGUUUUGACCGGGCGGCGCGUCGGCGACGACGACUGCUUCCUCGCGCGCGCGGCCUUUGCCGGGCGCCGCGACGGCGCCUUCCUCGACCGGGUCCGCGCGAACGCGUGGUGCGUGCACGACCCCGCGUACCGCGCGCUCGACGACAAGGUCGCGCUCCACCGGCGGAUUACGGAGCGCGGCGACGCGGCGCUGCGCGCGACGUGGCCCGAGGCCCGCGAGCUGCCCUGCGCCGAAGAGUUCGACGACGACGGCGGCGGCGGCGACGCCGUGACCUGGGUCGCGAAGCCGCGGCGCGGCUACGGCGGCGGCGGCGUCGUCUUCCACGGCUCCUGGGCGGAGGCGACGAGCGCGGGCCACGGCGCCCACCUCGCGCAGCGCUACGUGGCGCCCCUGCUGCUCCGCGGCCGCGCCGCGAGCCUGCGCGCCUACGUCGUCGUGCGCGGCGGCGACGCGUGGCUCGCGGCCGACGGCGUCGUGCGCUUCGCGCCGCGGGACUACGGCGACGGCCUCGACGGCGCGGUCCACGCGACGAACGCGGCGCAGAGCCUCUUGGACGGCGCGGACCUCGCAGAGGAGGACUUCGGCUGGGCCCGGGACCGCGUGCCGGGCUGGGAGUCGCGCGCGUGGCCGCGCGUCGAAGCGGCCGCAGCCGGCGUCGCGCGCCUCGCGCGGCUCGCGGGCUCUUCGCCCCUCGUGCCGGGCCUGCCGAAGAUCCUCGGCCUCGACUUCGCCGUCGACGGCCGCGGGGACGCGUGGCUCCUCGAGGUCAACGCGACGCCGGGCCUCGCGCCGCGCGCCGCGACGGACGGCCGGGUCAAGGAGGCCGUCGUCGCCGCGGCCUGGGACCUGCCGCCGCGCUCCCGGGACUCGCUCCUCCGGCCGCUCGCGCUUCCGCCCUGA
Messenger RNA from Aureococcus anophagefferens, 1314 nucleotides. RefSeq lists its product as hypothetical. Gene Ontology annotation, molecular function: tubulin binding; tubulin-glutamic acid ligase activity. The transcript has a single exon. The record is from RefSeq and is a predicted model, not a curated record. Bases 1 to 1314 code for a protein of 437 amino acids. Lineage: Eukaryota; Pelagophyceae; Pelagomonadales; Pelagomonadaceae. Gene Ontology annotation, biological process: protein polyglutamylation; microtubule cytoskeleton organization. Gene Ontology annotation, cellular component: cilium.